CCUCCUCCCCUCAUCAUGUCUCUUCCCCGCCGACCGACGCGGACACAGUCUCGACGACUGCUGUCGUCGAUGUCCCUGGUUUUCCUCGCAUUCCUCGCACUCAUUCUCUUGUGCCCCGUUUCUGUGAACGCCGACGAUGAGAAGGCGAAGUACGGCCCGGUGAUUGGUAUUGAUUUGGGUACUACCUACUCCUGUGUUGGUGUUCAGCGCGGUGGACGCGUCGAGAUCAUUGCAAACGACCAGGGUCACCGUAUCACACCCUCAUGGGUCGGGUUCUCGGACGACGAACGACUUGUCGGUGACAGCGCGAAGAACGCCUUCCACUCUAACCCGGAGAACACGGUGUUCGAUGCCAAACGGUUGAUUGGUCGCAAGUUCGAUGACCCUGAAGUCGCGCGCGACCAGAAGCACUGGCCCUUCAAGAUCAUCAACAAGGGCGGGAAGCCGAGUAUCCAGGUGAAGUACCGCGGCGAGACCCGCGACUUCACUCCGGAGGAAAUUUCGGCUAUGGUCCUGGGCAAGAUGAAGGAGACGGCCGAGGCGUACCUUGGCCGUCAGGUCACCCAUGCCGUCGUCACUGUCCCCGCCUACUUCAAUGACGCUCAGCGUCAGGCGACGAAGGACGCCGGUACCAUCGCGGGCCUCCAGGUCCUUCGUAUCAUCAACGAGCCUACCGCGGCCGCGAUUGCCUACGGUCUCGACAAGAAGGGUGGGGAAUCUCAAAUCAUCGUCUACGAUCUCGGUGGUGGAACUUUCGAUGUGUCCCUCCUCUCCAUCGACGACGGUGUCUUCGAGGUCCUCGCGACUGCCGGCGACACUCACCUUGGUGGUGAGGACUUCGAUAACCGCGUCAUCGACUUCCUCGUGAAGCAGUACAAGAAGAAGAACGGCGCCGACGUCUCUGGCAACCUCCGUGCCUUGGGCAAGCUCAAGCGCGAAGUCGAGAAGGCCAAGCGCACCCUGUCGAGCCAGCAGUCCACCCGUAUCGAGAUCGAGGCGUUCGAGGGCGGUAACGACUUCUCGGAGACGCUCACGCGCGCGAAGUUCGAGGAGCUCAACAUGGACCUGUUCCGUAAGACGAUGAAGCCCGUCGAGCAGGUGCUCAAGGACGCGAACCUCAAGAAGGAGGACAUCGACGAGAUCGUCCUCGUCGGUGGUUCCACACGUAUCCCCAAGGUCCAGCAGCUCCUCAAGGAGUACUUCGGCAAGGAGCCCUCGAAGGGUAUCAACCCCGAUGAGGCCGUCGCGUACGGUGCUGCCGUCCAGGGUGGUAUCCUCGCUGGUGACGAGUCGCUCGGCGACGUCGUCCUGGUCGAUGUCAACGCCCUCACCCUCGGUAUUGAGACCACCGGCGGCGUUAUGACCAAGAUCAUCCCCCGUAACACCGUCAUCCCCACGCGCAAGAGCCAGAUCUUCUCGACCGCUGCCGACAACCAGCAGACCGUCCUCAUCCAGGUCUACGAGGGAGAGCGUUCCCUGACGAAGGACAACAACCUUCUUGGCAAGUUCGAGCUCACGAGCAUCCCUCCGGCGCCCCGUGGUGUCCCUCAGAUCGAGGUCACCUUCGAGGUCGACGCGAACGGUAUCAUGAAGAUCUCCGCUAUCGACAAGGGCACGGGCAAGUCGGAGUCCAUCACGAUCACGAACGAGAAGGGCCGUCUGUCGCCGGAGGAGAUCGAGCGGAUGGUGAAGGAGGCCGAGGAGUUCGCGGCGGAGGACGAGGCACAGCGGAAGCGCAUCGAGGCGCUCAACUCGCUGUCGUCCUUCGUGUACGGCCUCAAGACGCAGCUCGCCGACCAGGAAGGUCUUGGCGGAAAGCUCGAGGACGAGGACAAGAAGGCGAUCCUCGAUGCGGUCAAGGAGACGACCGACUGGAUCGACGAGAACGGUCAGUCCGCGACGGCGGAGGACCUCGAGGAGAAGCUCUCGGAGGUGCAGAGCAUCGUGACGCCGAUCACGAGCAAGCUUUACACGAGCAGUGGCUCGAACGAUGAGGACGACGACCCCUUCCGGUCGCACGACGAGCUCUGAUGCAUCCCUUUGUUCUGUGUUUUUGUUACUUUGGAGCAAAAUAAUUUACACGCCUUGUCAUUACAUACCACGCAAUAGACUGGGGCUUCACGACACAUCAUUC
This is a messenger RNA of Trametes versicolor FP-101664 SS1, 2134 nucleotides long. RefSeq names its product heat shock protein 70. Lineage: Eukaryota; Fungi; Basidiomycota; Agaricomycetes; Polyporales; Polyporaceae. Gene Ontology annotation, biological process: protein refolding; endoplasmic reticulum unfolded protein response; cellular response to unfolded protein. The transcript is spliced from 5 exons. Gene Ontology annotation, cellular component: cytoplasm; nucleus; membrane. The record is from RefSeq and is a predicted model, not a curated record. The coding region runs from base 16 to 2031 and encodes 671 amino acids. Gene Ontology annotation, molecular function: heat shock protein binding; misfolded protein binding; ATP-dependent protein folding chaperone.